Molecule: messenger RNA, 3951 nt
Organism: Cavia porcellus (domestic guinea pig)
Lineage: Eukaryota; Metazoa; Chordata; Mammalia; Rodentia; Caviidae
Gene: Pcmtd1
Product: protein-L-isoaspartate (D-aspartate) O-methyltransferase domain containing 1
Exons: 6
Coding region: 267-1340 (357 amino acids)
Biological process (GO): protein modification process
Cellular component (GO): cytoplasm
Molecular function (GO): protein-L-isoaspartate (D-aspartate) O-methyltransferase activity
Source: RefSeq, a predicted model, not a curated record
CGGGUCCGCGCCCCGCCCCUCCCCCGGCCGGUGGCAGCGGCGGUGUUGUGGUGGGGGCGGCCGGCUGCCGCGGAGCUUGUCGAGUCCUCGCGCCCAGCUGGCGCGCCGGCUGUGGCGGUCCGGACCGAGCACCGUGCCACAGGAUUAAUUUAUUUUUGGAAACUAAGUGCAAUAUUAAAAAGAAAAUAAAUCACAGUACAUUAUUGGAAGCCAUUUCUACUGAUUUUAUUACAUUUUAAAAUUUAUGAUUUGAUUUGAAUACUAUCAUGGGAGGAGCUGUGAGUGCUGGGGAAGAUAAUGACGACUUAAUUGAUAAUCUUAAAGAAGCUCAGUAUAUCCGCACUGAAAGAGUGGAGCAAGCUUUCAGAGCGAUUGAUCGAGGCGAUUACUAUUUGGAAGGCUACAGAGACAAUGCUUACAAAGACUUAGCCUGGAAGCAUGGAAACAUACACUUAUCAGCACCUUGCAUUUAUUCUGAAGUUAUGGAAGCACUGAAACUUCAACCAGGAUUAUCUUUUCUUAACCUGGGAAGUGGAACCGGAUAUUUAAGUACAAUGGUGGGCUUAAUUUUAGGUCCUUUUGGAAUAAAUCAUGGAAUUGAACUUCAUUCAGAUGUGGUGGAAUAUGCCAAGGAAAAGCUGGAGAGUUUCAUCAAAAAUAGUGAUAGCUUUGAUAAAUUUGAGUUCUGUGAACCUGCAUUUGUGGUUGGUAAUUGUCUCCAAAUAGCAUCUGACAGUCAUCAGUAUGAUCGAAUUUAUUGUGGAGCUGGGGUCCAGAAAGACCAUGAAAACUACAUGAAAAUAUUACUGAAAGUUGGAGGCAUACUGGUUAUGCCUAUAGAGGAUCAGUUAACACAGAUUAUGCGAACUGGACAGAACACUUGGGAAAGUAAAAAUAUCCUUGCUGUUUCAUUUGCUCCACUUGUGCAGCCAAGUAAGAAUGACAAUGGCAAGCCAGAUUCUGUCGGACUCCCCCCCUGUGCUGUCAGGAAUCUGCAGGACUUGGCUCGUAUUUACAUUCGACGCACACUUAGAAAUUUCAUCAAUGACGAGAUGCAGGCCAAGGGGAUUCCUCAAAGGGCUCCACCCAAGAGGAAAAGGAAGAGAGUUAAGCAGAGGAUUAACACUUAUGUGUUUGUAGGUAACCAGCUCAUUCCUCAGCCUCUAGAUAGUGAGGAGGAUGAGAAAAUGGAAGAAGAUAACAAAGAAGAGGAAGAGAAAGAUCACAGUGAAGCCAUGAAGCCGGAGGAGCCACCUCAAAAUUUACUGAGAGAAAAAAUCAUGAAGCUACCCCUCCCUGAAUCUUUAAAAGCUUACUUGACAUAUUUUAGAGACAAAUAAAUCAAGAAAAAAACCGCCUACUGAUAAUCCUUUAGUCUUGAAAAUGUAGCAUUUAUUAGGAGUCAAAAGAGAGAAUUAUUUCUUUGAUCAGAGUGAAUUAUAGUGGGAAAAAUGUAUAACUUGUCAGUAACAAAAACAUUGUAUUCAUUGAUUUAAAAGAUUCUAUCUCUUUUAUAAAAUCUAUUUUUCUUUAAAUCUUGAAAAAAUGCUGUUUUAACUCAGUGAUUUCAAAGUGGAAUGCAACCAUAGUCAAGACUUUGUGUACUAUAAAUCUUUUUCUGAUUCCUUACAGUUUUGUAGUGGUGAGGGUUAGAGUUAAUUUUCUAUAAGGUUUAAAUAAUUGUUAAGCAUAUGUAAUCUGAUUUGAAUUGCAGUUCUUGGUGGUUCCUGUAUGAAAACUGUCUUCUCUACUAAAGAAAUCAGAUGCUUUGUAGACCUAUUUCCACUUUCAUUGCAAUCAGUCUUGCUGAAUUGCUGUAGAUAUAUUCCGGGCAAUAUAUGAGUGCAAUAAUAAUACAAGAUAUUGAAUAAUUUAGCUUUAAAAACAAAGUUAAUGAACUGUUACAGCUCUGCAACUUUUGCUUUUGAAUCUGUUGCCAAAAGACACGGGGAAAAUACUUGCUUCUCUUAUAGAGAUUUAAAGAGCACAGCAAGUGAAGUAGAAAGUCUGUACCUAAUACAGCUCUUAAUUUGUAUGGACCUUUUACAUUUUCAGUAUUUAAAAAUAAUGAGGCUAUUUUAAUUCUUUAGGGUUUUUUUUUCCUGUAAUUCACUGUAGUUUAAAAACAAUUAAUUGUCCUGUCUGACUGAUAGUGUAGAAUGUAUAAAGGAAUGAGCACAAGUGACCACCACUUUCUUGGGAUCUCCAACUAGCCGGCCAGAGCAUAUGUGGUCAGCUGAUGCACUUUAGCUCAUGAGAUUUAUAGUUUAUCAGAAUAUUUAUAUUUGACAAAGUAGGACUGAGCUUGCCUACAUUUGCUUCGGAUCUUUCUAAGAAAUAGUCACAGAAAUUGUGUCUAGAUGCCUUUGUGUUUAAAAAAAAUCAGGUUCAGAAUUAUCAUGUAGUCUUUGGGACUUAUGCCACGUUCAUUUCACUGCUUCAUGUUUUUCUAUUUCUUUGCUAAAAUCAUAAUGGUUCUCAUUUAUUGCUUUAUGUUAUAUACUUAAAUUACAUAGCUCAUCAGUGAUAAAACAGCUAGUAGGUGUCGUCGUAAGGUUUUUUUCCUAGUAAGACCUGAAAAGUCAUUCCUUGUUAAAAAGCAUACAGUGUAAUGUGUUUUUACUUAGACCCUAUUUCCCAUUUUAAAGGGAAAAAUUUGGAACUGUCAUCAUCCACCAGCAUCACUGUCACAGUAGUUGUUCAGAUAUGAUCAAGGAAACUCAGUCACUGUGAGGGAAAGUUAUCUUUUUCAGACUCAGUGUUUCCAAGCCUCAGCUCCAGGAGUCGGUGCAUCUCAAACAGUUGUUUGAAAUAGUUAAACAUGAAAUUGCCCCAGCUAAUUGAGCAUAUUUAUUGGUGUGAAAGCUAAUUUCAUGGGAAGGUGUUUGUCUUAUAUUGAUGAGGCAGUGGUGGUAUGGGAAUAGUAAACUAUUAUCAUUAAGAAAUGCUCCAUCUCAUCUAUGUAAGAAAGAAUAAAAUUAGUUUCGUACUUUCGUCAUUUGCUAGAAAUGUUGAUUUUGAAGCAUCCAUUUCAGAAGUAUAAUUUUGAAUUCUGGUGCCCAUGUUUUUUGUCUAGAAAAUCUGGGAAGAAUUUUCAUCUUAUUUGCCCUCAUCUGCAUUUUUUUGUUGGAGCUAGUGUUCAGAGACGUAAAAAUACGUACUUUUCAAUAAUGGUUUUACUAUUUAGGUGAGUUUUUGUUAAGGAUCUGUUUCAAGAUUGACAUUUUCAUGUUGUCUUGCAUUCUGAACUUGGGAAAGUGUACAGUAGAUUUUCAUGACCAUUGCAUAUUUUUUUCGUCAUUGAAGUGUAUCUUCUGUGUUUCCAAAUGCACUUAUUUUACAGGUGUGACUUUAUCAGUGACUUUAAAUAAAGAGGUAGAAUUAAAAAUUCAAGUGAAGGCUUUUUCUAUUAAUGCAGAUAUAUUGGACUAAGACUAUCUUGGAUUUUACUUUUUAAAGAAUUUGGGUUUACUUGUAUGGAAAAUUGUGCUCUGGAUAUAGUAAAGAAAUGGAAAAUAAAGAUGUAAUAAAAGUAAGUGAUGGGGGAUAUCAUUGCUGAGUGUUAUAGACACACAAGACAUGAGAUAUCUAAUUUAGGCCUUUAUUGUGCAGACAAGAAAGUAGUCCUCAAGCGGUGUCUUGUUUUACCUGAGUCACACAGCUUGUUGAAGGCAGUGCCUAAAGUAGCAUCUAGUGUCAGAUCAAUCCCAGAGUCUGUCAGCAGCAUCAUAGCUACCAAGAAGGUAAUUGGAAUCUAUAUGGCCUAUUGGUUGACAUAUUUAGCUCUGAUAUUGGUAAAGAAAAAUGUUAGUAAUGUAGCAUACAUAGAAGUUAAAAUACCAAAAAUGUGUUGAAGUCUGUCUGUUUGAAAUGGAAGUGAAGGAAAGCCUGUUGAAUCAUUGGAAGACUUGGAAGAGUAUUUAAAAUAAACAAUCACACACUGAAGCAGCA